AGACACUUUGACAAGACCAGCGAAGACAGCAGAGUUCGAGUUUGCAAGGGAUCACAUCUCUGUAGUCUACUUACACUCUGUGGAAAGCAACAUGUGGAGCUCAGUUAUGGUGUUCUGGUUGGCCCUUCAUCUAAUCCGUGGGACCGCUGGUGCAGUCCAUGCCAAUUCCCAGUUUGGAGAGACUCAACCCAGUCAGCUCCAGAGAGUAGAGGAGACAUCCUUCCUGUCCGACCUUGGUGAAGGAUCAUACUCAUCACUUUUCCCAGCACCUUUUAUUGCUGAUAAUGGAGAAAACCUUGAUGUUGUUGGUGGAUUAAACAAUGGGGCAGAGGAUGUGUCUGGCUCGGCCCGCCUGCAGAGGCGAGGCCUACGCACCCCCCGUCGCUGCUUCCGGCACCAGGAGUCCUGCCUGGGCCACCAGCUGCCCUGCUGUGACCCCUGCGACUCCUGCUACUGCCGCUUCUUCAACGCCAUCUGCUACUGCCGCCGGAUAGGGGGGCCCUGCCAGCACGGCCGUCACUAGCCGCCCCGCAUCUGGCCGGGC
Molecule: messenger RNA, 544 nt
Organism: Conger conger (European conger)
Lineage: Eukaryota; Metazoa; Chordata; Actinopteri; Anguilliformes; Congridae
Gene: agrp
Product: agouti related neuropeptide
Exons: 4
Coding region: 92-523 (143 amino acids)
Biological process (GO): neuropeptide signaling pathway; positive regulation of feeding behavior; adult feeding behavior
Cellular component (GO): extracellular region
Molecular function (GO): type 1 melanocortin receptor binding; neuropeptide hormone activity
Source: RefSeq, a predicted model, not a curated record